AUGCCUGAUAUUAUCUUUCGAAGAAGCACGGGAACCACUAUAGUAGUGGUUAUUUCUCCACUGAAAGCCCUCAUGGAAGAUCAAGUUAGACAUUUAAACAAACUAGGUUUAUCGGCCGUCUGUGUAUCAGACCAACACGACGAUCGACUUGUUCAAGGUAUCAUCAAUGGUCAGUACACACACGUAUAUGGAUCACCUGAAUGCUUUCUCAAAUCAACUUGGAGAGGAAUAUUUGGGAGCAAGAAAUUUCGAGAAUCGUUGGUGUGUAUUGCCGUGGAUGAAGCUCAUUGUAUUAGUCAAUG
This is a messenger RNA of Paramuricea clavata, 302 nucleotides long. The record is from the annotation of a GenBank genome assembly. NCBI's taxonomy places the organism in Eukaryota, Metazoa, Cnidaria, Anthozoa, Malacalcyonacea, Plexauridae.